AUGAACGUGACCCCCGGCGGCUGCUCGGCACAGAUGCCGUACGGGUACCUGCCCCGCGCCAAGGGCCUGUACAUCGCCACCGAGCUCGCCAUCGCGCUGCUGGCCAUAGUCGGCAACUUCCUGGUCUGUCUGGCCGUCACCCGCAACAAGAAGCUGCGCACCGUCACCAACUACUUCCUGGUGUCGUUGGCGGUGGCGGACACCCUGGUGGGCCUGGUGGCCAUCCCCUGCGCGGUGCUGACCGACCUGGGCCGGCCUCACCACGACCUGCCGCUCUGCCUGGUGCUGCUCAGCGUCCUGAUGAUGCUCACCCAGAGCUCCAUCCUGAGUCUGCUCGCUGUAGCAGCAGAGCGCUACAUGGCCAUCCUCAUGCCCUUCCAGUACCAGCGCGUCAUGAGUCCCCGGACUGCCCAGUUGGCCCUGCUGGUCACCUGGGCCCUGGGAGCCGUCUCCGGCUCUGUGCCGCUCAUGGACUGGAAGAGACAACCGGCAAACUCGAACUACUGUAUCUUCACUUGUGUGGUGGACAUGAACUACAUGGUGUACUUCAACUUCUUCUGCUGCCUCGUUGUGCCGCUGGUGGCCAUGUUCGUCAUCUACGGCCACAUCUUCGUCACCGUCCGCCGCCAGCUGAGACGCAUCGCCGUGGCCAGGGGCGCCGCCAGGGAGGCGGGAGGGAGCACCGGGACGGAUGACAUCGAGAGCUCUGUCACGGUGGGAACCCCGGGGGGCGGAGCGGAUCCCGCCACAGGCAGACAAGCACAUGAUGAGGCCGCGGCAUGUGAGGGCGGAGUCAGGGCUCAGGCAGAGGUGGAUUCCGGCAUCGGGUCAAGUGUUGAAACCCAGACUGCCGCGGCCUCUACAAAGCCAGGCCUAAGGAACGCCUGGGCGGGAUCUGCCAGCCCGGGCUCCGCCCCUGCCGACCCCGCUGCCGGGGAACCCAACGAGGCCAAAGCGGCCCUUCGCACCCGCCAGGAGACGCGCAAGGCCACCUCCCUCUUCCUCGUAGUGUUCCUCUUCAUGGUGUGCUGGAUGCCCAUCCAUGUCAUCAACUGCGUGCUGCUGUUUUGCCCACGGUGCGAAGUGCCCAUGUCCCUCACGCUGGCGGCCAUUUUGCUCUCCCACGUCAACUCGGCCCUCAACCCGAUCCUCUACGCGUACAGGAUGAGGUCCUUCCGAUACGCUUUGAUUGGGAUCCUGAGAGGAAUGUGGAGCUUUAGACCCAAACGGCAGUAG
Messenger RNA from Pungitius pungitius (ninespine stickleback), 1236 nucleotides. RefSeq names its product adenosine receptor A1-like. The record is from RefSeq and is a predicted model, not a curated record. NCBI's taxonomy places the organism in Eukaryota, Metazoa, Chordata, Actinopteri, Perciformes, Gasterosteidae. Gene Ontology annotation, molecular function: G protein-coupled adenosine receptor activity. The transcript is spliced from 4 exons. Gene Ontology annotation, biological process: G protein-coupled adenosine receptor signaling pathway; adenylate cyclase-activating adrenergic receptor signaling pathway. Bases 1 to 1236 code for a protein of 411 amino acids. Gene Ontology annotation, cellular component: plasma membrane.